Molecule: messenger RNA, 1967 nt
Organism: Sorex fumeus (smoky shrew)
Lineage: Eukaryota; Metazoa; Chordata; Mammalia; Eulipotyphla; Soricidae
Product: zinc finger protein 717-like
Exons: 3
Coding region: 254-1768 (504 amino acids)
Biological process (GO): regulation of transcription by RNA polymerase II
Cellular component (GO): nucleus
Molecular function (GO): DNA-binding transcription activator activity, RNA polymerase II-specific; RNA polymerase II cis-regulatory region sequence-specific DNA binding
Source: RefSeq, a predicted model, not a curated record
CUUGGAAACUUGUAUGCUUGAAAUCCUGUCAUGAACAGGACUGUAAAUCAUGGUGCUGCAACUGAAAAAAUAUUGAUAAGGAAAGAAAAUGCCCUUGUCCCACACAAGUCUCUUUGUCAUCUUUUCUAGUGAAUGUGUCAGGAACCUGGACAUGGGACUCUGAGAGCGUGGAGAAAGCCAUGCCCGUUCCUUCCUGACCCCUGCCAUCCUCUCUCCCAGCCCCAUCCCUGGGGCCCUUUGUAGAGCAAAGACCAUGAACACAUCUCUGCUGCAGAGAAAUGUGCCCUUACAGGGGAUGGUGGUGUUUGAGGAUGUGGCUGUGGACUUCACCUGGGAAGAGUGGCAACACCUGGAUGAGGAGCAGAGGACCCUGUACCGGGAUGUGAUGCUGGAGACCUACAGUCACCUGGUGUCUCUGGACUUUCAGCAUGUGGAUUAUUUGGUUGAGAAGAACCAGAAAAAUCAGGAUAGACAUUUCUGGCAAGAUAUAACCACUGAGAAGAAAGUGGCAAAAAGGGAUUUAAUGAAUUUCGAAAAUCCUUUUAAUCUGAACUCAAGCUGUAUUUCAAAACCAGUGAUCACUCCUGGGAACUCUCCUGUCCUCAUGAAGGAGGAAGAUAAUGGAUGUGAAAAUAUGUUUCCAAUCAUUGACCCUGAUGAGUUGUGUCCUGUACAGAAUCAUGAGGUUCACACAACUAUCUACAAUGAUAUUUUCACGCUCCCUGAAUAUGCAGAAAUACAUACAGAUGGAAAACCGCUUGAGGGUCAGAAAACCAGUCAGUGUCCAACCAUCAACAGACAUCGGAGAAAACACAUGAGAGAGAAAAUUAAAUAUAUAUGUUCUGAAUGUGGGAAAACUUUAUCCCAGAGAAGAGGACUCCUUCAACACCAGAGAAUCCACACAGGCGAGAAACCCUAUGAAUGUACAGAAUGUAAGAAAUCCUUCAGCCGAAAGUCAGACCUCACUGUCCAUCAGAGAAUCCACACAGGAGAGAAACCCUAUGAGUGUAAAGAGUGUGGGAAAACUUUCUCAUGGAGGAAGGGACUCACUUUACAUUAUAGAACUCACACAGGGGAGAGACCCUAUGAAUGUAAACAGUGUGGGAAAACUUUCUCUUCGAAUUCAGCCCUCAAUGUACAUCUCAAAAGCCAUACAGGAGAGAAACGCUUUGAAUGUAAAGAAUGUAAGAAAACAUUCUUCUUGAAGUCCUACCUCACUAUACACCAGAGAAUUCACACAGGAGAGAAACCGUACGAAUGUAAAGAAUGUGGGAAAACUUUCUCUUGUAAGGCACACCUCACUGUACAUCAGAGGGUCCACACAGGAGAGAAGCCUUAUGAAUGUAAAGUUUGUAGGAAAGCUUUCUCCUGGAGAAAAGGACUGAUUUUACAUCAAAGAGCUCACACAGGAGAAAAACCUUAUGAAUGUACAGAAUGUAGAAAAACUUUCUACCGGAAGUCAGAUCUCACUUUACAUCAGAGAGGCCACACAGGAGAGAAACCUUUUAAGUGUGAAGAAUGUAGGAAAACCUUUUACCGCAAAUCAGACCUCACUUUACAUCAGAGAAUUCACACAGGGGAGAAACCCUAUGAGUGUAAAGACUGUAGCAAAACUUUCUCCAGGAAGUCACACCUCAUUUCACAUAGCAGAACUCACACAGGAGAGAAGCCGUAUGAAUGUAAAGAUUGUAGGAAAACUUUCUCAAGGAAGUCAAAUCUCAUUAUACACCAGAGAAUUCACACAGAAGAUAAACCCUAUGAAUGUUAACAAUGUAGGAAAAAUUUUGCCCAGAAGCCAAACUCCAUAGGAUAUUACAGAGCUCAUACAAGAAUGUCAGUGGGAUUGUAGAAACUGGCCUUUCUUCUGCUAAAAUAAGGGCAUGCAGUUACCCUGCACCUGCCAGCCUCCCUUUCCUAUAUGUAUGCCCCUAUAAGUUAGUUUUAAACCAGGCAAAAUAUGUAUACAA